Ictalurus punctatus (channel catfish) is the source of this 1546-nucleotide messenger RNA. RefSeq lists its product as uncharacterized. The transcript is spliced from 2 exons. Lineage: Eukaryota; Metazoa; Chordata; Actinopteri; Siluriformes; Ictaluridae. The record is from RefSeq and is a predicted model, not a curated record. The coding region runs from base 368 to 1213 and encodes 281 amino acids.
ACCUCCUGGACACCAAGCAGUCUGGCUUCAAGAGCAACCACUCCACAGAAACUGCUCUGCUUUCUAUCACUGAAGCCUUACAUCUAGCAAGAGCAACCUCUAGAUCAUCUGUCCUCAUCCUACUUGACCUCUCUGCUGCUUUCGACACUGUGAACCAUCAGAUUCUACUGUCAACUCUCUCCAGCCUGGGCAUCACUGGAACGGUUCUGCGCUGGGUGGAAUCCUAUCUCUCUGACAGAUCCUUCAAGGUAUCAUGGAGGGGAGGUAUUUCUGAAACUCAGCAACUCACAACUGGCGUUCCACAGGGCCUGACGAUCCAUCCGUCCCUGCACGCAUCUCUGCUUGCCUGUCGGACAUCUCGGUCUGGAUGAGGGAACACCAUCUUAAGCUCAACCUGGCAAAAUCUGAGCUUCUCGUCAUCCCAGGUUGUCCCUCAAUCAACCACAACCUCACUGUACAGCUCAGCUCACUCACACUCAUGCCAACCAGGACGGCCAGGAACCUUGGGGUGAUUCUUGAUGACAGCUUGACCUUUACAGACCACAUCUCAACAACUGCAAGGUCCUGUAGGUUCAUCCUGUACAACAUCAAGAAAAUCCGACCCUACCUCACCGAACAGGCUACACAGAUACUGGUCCAGGCUCUUGUUAUCUCUAAACUGGACUACUGCAACUCACUGCUUUCAGGCCUCCCAGCCAGCUCCAUCAAACCCCUUCAGAUGAUUCAGAAUGCUGCGGCGUGCCUCGUCUUCAACCAGCCCAGGAGAACCCAUGUCACACCCCUCUUCCUCUCCCUCCACUGGCUUCCUGUAGCUACCCGCAUCAAAUUCAAGCCCUUGAUGCUCACCUACAAGACCUUGUCAGGAACAGCACGCUCCUACCUCAACUCUCUCCUGAAGGCCUAUGUUCCCUCACAGAAUCUGCGAUCGAUUAGCAACCGACGCUUAGUAGUUCCCACUCAGUGUGGCGCAAGGUCCCUUUCCAGAGCCUUCACAGUAACUGUUCCUCAGUGGUGGAAUGAACUUCCAAUCUCAAUCCGGACCGCAGAAUCUCUCACCAUCUUCAAAAAACAGCUAAAGACCCACCUCUUCCGUCAACACCUAACCAACGCAGAAAAAAAAACAAAAAAAAACAUUAUAUAUAUUUGCACUUUCCACCUCUACUCUGUGCACUUUGCUUCUUCUGGAACUCAAUUAAUGGAUCUUGUAUGGUAGCACUACUUGUAUUGUUCUCUGUUAGAUAUAUCACUUUGCUUGUACUUUUCUCAUUUGUUAGUCGCUUUGGAUAAAAGCGUCUGCUAAGUGAAUAAAUAUAAUAAAUGUAAAUGUAAUAUGUACUUUUUAUUCCAAGGUUGUGAAGUCAUAUUCAUUCAUUCUUGUGAGAAGAUACAACAAGACCCAUCAGGAGUAGGUCUUGUUUGUAGAUUCAUUUGAAAUGUCUGAAAUCUGGAAAAAUUAAAAGACCAAAUUGAAGAUAAAAAAAACAGAUGUGUAUGCUUGCAUGUAGUUGUAAUAAAGCCAAUUACUAAUAAUACUAUAAUAUUGUGA